This is a messenger RNA of Adelges cooleyi (spruce gall adelgid), 486 nucleotides long. RefSeq names its product histone H3. The record is from RefSeq and is a predicted model, not a curated record. Gene Ontology annotation, molecular function: DNA binding; structural constituent of chromatin; protein heterodimerization activity. Bases 32 to 442 code for a protein of 136 amino acids. The transcript has a single exon. NCBI's taxonomy places the organism in Eukaryota, Metazoa, Arthropoda, Insecta, Hemiptera, Adelgidae. Gene Ontology annotation, cellular component: nucleosome.
AGUUUUUACACACAGUCUACGAUCUACCGACAUGGCCCGUACCAAGCAAACCGCCCGCAAAUCUACCGGAGGCAAGGCUCCCAGGAAGCAGUUGGCCACCAAAGCCGCCCGCAAGAGCGCACCGGCGACCGGAGGAGUGAAGAAACCCCAUCGUUACCGUCCCGGUACCGUGGCUCUCCGUGAAAUCCGUCGUUACCAGAAGAGCACCGAGCUGUUGAUCCGCAAAUUGCCGUUCCAACGCUUGGUCCGCGAGAUCGCCCAAGACUUCAAGACCGACUUGCGUUUCCAGAGCUCGGCCGUCAUGGCUCUGCAAGAAGCCAGCGAAGCGUACUUGGUCGGUCUGUUCGAAGACACCAACUUGUGCGCUAUCCACGCCAAGCGCGUUACCAUCAUGCCCAAGGACAUCCAGUUGGCUCGCCGUAUUCGCGGAGAACGUGCUUAAUCGUCUCAAUACACUACAAAUCCUCUUUAAAACGGCCCUUUUCA